Molecule: messenger RNA, 2174 nt
Organism: Drosophila serrata
Lineage: Eukaryota; Metazoa; Arthropoda; Insecta; Diptera; Drosophilidae
Gene: GstZ2
Product: Glutathione S transferase Z2
Biological process (GO): glutathione metabolic process; L-phenylalanine catabolic process
Cellular component (GO): cytoplasm; mitochondrion
Molecular function (GO): glutathione transferase activity; maleylacetoacetate isomerase activity
Source: RefSeq, a predicted model, not a curated record
GCUAUCCUUUAGCGCUUGCCCAAGCGGUUUCACUUUGAGGUUCAGUUUUGAGUGCAUUUCUGCGCCUGCAAAAGGAAGCUCACCCAUAAAAACAAACCCCGUAUAUAUACCCAUAUAUCGUAGAGAUAUCGGGAUAACCGUGGAUGGUGAUUAGAGUGUACGCAGUGUAUUAGCGAGUGAAUUGAACCAGGAUACCCUGGAAUUAAUUGCCGAUUAACCGGCCCGGAUCCUACCAUUUUUUUCAACUCUCCAACGGGGUUGUGCAUCUGCACUUAACGGCUUCAAAAUUAACUACUCAAAGUACCACCACAACGCUAUGUCCUUAUCGGCCAUAGCAAAGCCAAUACUCUACUCGUAUUGGCGCAGCUCGUGCUCUUGGCGCGUGCGCAUUGCGAUGAACCUGAAGGAGAUUCCCUAUGACAUCAAACCGAUCAGCCUGAUCAAAUCAGGUGGCGAGCAGCAUUGCAACGAGUAUCGUGAGGUCAAUCCCAUGGAACAGGUUCCAGCCCUGCAGAUCGAUGGACAUACCCUCAUCGAAUCGGUGGCCAUUAUGCAUUAUUUGGAGGAGACCCGUCCCCAGCGACCCCUGCUGCCACAGGAUGUCCACAAGCGGGCCAAGGUUCGCGAGAUUGUGGAGAUUAUUUGCUCGGGCAUCCAGCCCCUUCAGAACCUCAUUGUGCUCAUCCAUGUCGGCGAGGAGAAGAAGAAGGAGUGGGCCCAGCACUGGAUCACACGCGGCUUCCGGGCGGUGGAGAAGGCACUCUCCACCUCCGCCGGCAAGUAUUGCGUUGGCGACGAGAUCUCCAUGGCCGACUGUUGUCUCGUACCUCAGGUCUUCAAUGCCCGCAGAUUCCAUGUGGACUUGCGCCCAUAUCCCAUCAUACUGCGCAUCGAUCGUGAACUUGAGAGCAAUCCCGCCUUCCGGGCGGCCCACCCAUCCAAUCAACCGGACUGUCCGCCGGAGCUGCCCAAUAAAUAGAAUUUUCCGACGCCAACUGCAAAGCGCCGUAAGACGAAAAAGUGAAUUGCAGUUCGUGAUCCCCAGGCACAGGACAAACUAUAUACUUAAAUCUGAUCAGCGAGCAGGUGGGCGAAGGAGGGAUUGGACAGAAGACAGAAAACGGAGGACGAAGGAGGUUCCAUUAAGCAGAAACAGUCGGAUGUGAUUUAAGAAAUUGCUAACAGCAUUUAAAUAUGCAUAAAUGCAUAAAAAUACUAUCGAUAACUUAACGAAAUUCCAACACGAAAUUCAAAUGCAAAAUUCUCAGAGACGAAACGAAAACGGAAACUAAAAAUACAUAAUAAUAAUUAAAAAAAAAAACUAAAGAUUCUUCAAAUUCCCUUAGUUUGUCAUUGUGAACAUGAUCUAAAAGAUGAACUCAUAUAUAUUAAAUGUAACUUAUUUUUAUGCAUUUUAUUUAGGCUAACAAAAGACAUAACAAAUUCAUGACGAAGAGCAAAAUUUAAUUCAGGGAUUUAAAAACAAAACAAAUUUAGAAAGAGGUCGAGGAUAUACUGAUAUGUAUGUAUAAGUACUUCAUGUCAAAGUUGGACUUAAUGCUAAACAAAUCGUUCACAAAGUACAAAGCGUCAGUCAGCAAUUAAGUAAACUAUAUACCAGCAUACAAAACUAUACACUAAAUCGAGUAAUGAAUAACUCAUAAGUAAUUUACAAGAACUAUAACUUGGAUCACCUAUUUAAUGGUUCUAAAUGUCAAUGCAAUGCCUCUUUGAUACCACGAAACGUAACGUAAUCCCAAGUAUUUCCCUCGAAUCAAUGCACAUAGACGAAUGAUAAAGCCAACAAACUAAGUGCACACUAAUUUUAAAUAGCAACUUGAUGUAAAUUGAAGUAAAUCGUGAGGGAGUCUGUUCGCAAAUAAAAACCUAAGCUCCAUAUACCCUGUACGAGUAGAUGUAAGCCUGCCAAUGCCAAGUACAUACUAUACUUACUUACUAUCCUGCAUGACAGUACAAGGCACUAGUCGAAGGACGAACGCCAAAGGUCACAUCAUCAUACGAUACAAAUAAAUAAAUAUAUAUAUAAAGGAUAAAGAACGACAGAGCUGCGCAUUUUCGCAAACCAAAACCAAACGAUAACGAAAACCAAAUUGAAUACAAACCAACUAAUAUGCAUAAUUUCCGAAAUAUUGUAACAGUUCCAUAUACUAUUA